Messenger RNA from Carassius carassius (crucian carp), 1815 nucleotides. RefSeq names its product golgin, rab6-interacting (gene gorab). Bases 169 to 1125 code for a protein of 318 amino acids. The record is from RefSeq and is a predicted model, not a curated record. NCBI's taxonomy places the organism in Eukaryota, Metazoa, Chordata, Actinopteri, Cypriniformes, Cyprinidae. Gene Ontology annotation, biological process: non-motile cilium assembly. The transcript is spliced from 6 exons.
CUGUCUAUGCGUCUAACGUGGCAGUCACACAAACAUGGCGGCAAGAUGAUACAGUAAAGUUAAUUUCCGCGUGUGCAUGUUGAAAAAUACCAUUUAAACCCACAUAUAUUUGUUCUUGAUAAACCCGAUUUGUAAUUUAGUUGCAAGUAACUUUAUAGGCUACUAAGAAUGGCUUCGUGGGCUGGAUUUUCAGAGGAAGAACUACGAAGAAUGAAACACGGCGGCGAUGUCGUAAACCAGGCUGUGUCAGUCACAUUGGGUCGUGGCCGGAAAGCUGCUCCUACUAACCGAAGCAGACAGCAGCUACAACGGGAAAUGGCUCUGCAGCUGGCAGCCAAACAGAAGGACAGCCGCUCUCUUCCACCCGACCAACAGCUUACCAAGCCCCCAGACCCGCCUGCUGUCAGUCACGCCGCUCCUGUCAAACCACGGGAUGAGCCCAAACCAUUGGAGACGCAACUGGUUGAACAUGAACCUGUUAAACAUGACCCAGAAUCUCCUGCAGAGUCUGCACCAGCAGCAGUCAUCAAGGAGCUGGACAAACAGCAAGUGGAAUUGCGGGAGAAGAACCAUCUGGAGCAGUUGCAGUGGGAGCAACGGAUAAUGGAAGAGAAGAAUAAAAAAAGAAAAGCUCUCCUUGCAAAAACCAUUGCUGAAAAGUCCAAACAGACACAGGCUGAAGCUGUGAAACUGAAGAAGAUCCAGAGAGAACUUCAGUUACUGGAUGAUUCUGUGUCCAGCGACAUUGGGAUUCUUAGAAAACUGAUAGAGCAAUCAAGCAUGGAUUAUUCCCAGGCAUGGAAACGUUUUGAGAAAGCCGAGGCUGAGUAUGUUGCAGCCAAGAUGGACUUGCACAGGAAAACAGAGGUGAAAGAGCAGCUGACAGAGCACUUGUGUGCAAUCAUCCAACAAAAUGAGAUGCGCAAGGCCCGCAAACUGGAGGAGUUGAUGAUUCAGCUUGAGCUUAAUGCUGAGGACGUCCCCAUCCCAAAGGAAACAGAUCGUGAGGACAAAGAGAGGGAGGCCAACUCCCAGCCUGUUACUGAAAACGGUCCUGCAGCAGACACGGAGGGGAUAAAAGGCAGCCUCAGUCUGAUAUUGGUGUCAAGUUCCCAAAUACUGUGAGCGUUAUUCCAUUACUACUACUAGCAUUAAAAAUGGCUGAACAUUACAGGGCUAAAAUAUUGAUUAUGAUCUAUUAAGCUCGGUUUUUGGUUUUAAUUAAGGGUGCUAUAUGAUCCUAAAUGUGGGCAGUUAAAAUAGUGCUAUGUAUUUUAUUGUGGUUCCUUUGGAUGUCAGUCAUUUGUACAAUUUAAUAUGUCUUCCAUUAAGUAAAUGGAGUACAAAUUUCUUGAAAACAUUAUGCAUCUUAAAAACACUAUUAAAGACUAAAUACUGUUAACUUUAUUGUUUUAUAACUUUGACAUGGAAUAGUGGAAUAGUGGCAAAUGGCCUGGUGGUAGUUUGUAGUUGUGAUUUAUUUAGCAUGAUGUUGCACAAGUUAAUUGUGGAAUCUUUUAUCUGUAUAUGGCUUGUCUCAUAAAAAUAACUUGAUGCAAAUGUUAACAAAUCAAUAACAGCAGGGUUUUUUUUAUCAUACAAAGCUGACAGUUUGCUCAGCAGAGAUGAGAACAACUGAUUCGUACUGUAGAGGAAAAAACGAUUGGAAUGUGGGAAGUUGAAUGGCAUAGUGUUUAUUUUAUUUUUAUAAAUAUGUUGUAUGUAUAUGAUUUAUACUUUUAGAAUAAAACUCCAUGCAUACACCAUGCACAGCUUUGCACCAACACUUAUAAAUGUAACAUUAUAUAACAGUAU